Molecule: messenger RNA, 1949 nt
Organism: Apis laboriosa (Himalayan honeybee)
Lineage: Eukaryota; Metazoa; Arthropoda; Insecta; Hymenoptera; Apidae
Product: BTB/POZ domain-containing protein 10
Exons: 7
Coding region: 25-1461 (478 amino acids)
Biological process (GO): positive regulation of phosphorylation
Cellular component (GO): cytoplasm
Molecular function (GO): protein binding
Source: RefSeq, a predicted model, not a curated record
UAUUAUCUGUAUCAUCGGUUUGGAAUGCAACUUUCCGUCAAAAGAGAAGGUCAGGUUAACUUUCAAUCGUGUGGUUUAGAAAUUUGCACGUCAGUUAGCUGGCUUUUAAAAAAACUUGGGUGGUAUUUGUCAAUAUCUAAUUUUUGGUCCAAGAUGUCAAAUCCUGCAGAACGUUUAAACUAUAUUCAGGAUAGCAGUAGUGAUACAGAAACAGAUAAAGAAACGGGUGGUAGAGGACGUCAUCGUAUUUAUAAGAAUAGAAUGAGUUGUGGUGGCUCUUCAAAACCAAAAUCUUGUUUGGUACAAAGAGAUGGGAGCAAUGAAAGACACUGUCAUUCCUUCAAUUCUGGGAGACAAAAUACUAAUAUUAAUCAACAAAACAGACUUUGCUCUGGAGUUGGUGUUGGAAAAAAUCAACAAAAUCAAAGUAGAGACAAUUUACCAUCAUCAGGAUCUGUUACUGGUAUAAAUAAUCCACAAGCAAGUGAUGAACGCAUUACUCUUAUUGUUGAUAAUACUAGAUUUAUUGUUGAUCCUGCAUUAUUUACUGCACAUCCAAAUACAAUGUUAGGUAGAAUGUUUAGUUCUGGAGUUGAAUAUGCUCAACCAAAUGAGCGUGGAGAAUAUGAAGUUGCAGAUGGUAUAUCUGCUAUGGUGUUUAGAGCUAUUCUUGAUUAUUAUAAAGGUGGUGUAAUUCGAUGUCCUCCGACAGUUGCUGUUCAAGAGUUACGAGAAGCUUGCGAUUAUCUACUAGUCCCAUUUGACGCUAAUACAGUAAAAUGUCAAAAUUUGAGAGGAUUAUUACAUGAAUUAUCUAAUGAAGGUGCACGAUGCCAAUUUGAAGUAUUUCUUGAAGAUUUAAUAUUACCACUUAUGGUAAACAGCGCACGUAGAGGUGAUCGCGAAUGUCACAUUGUUGUUUUAUUGGAAGAUGAUAUUGUUGAUUGGGAUGAAGAAUAUCCUCCACAGAUGGGAGAAGAAUAUUCACAAACUGUUAACAGUACUGCGAUGUAUCGAUUUUUCAAAUAUAUCGAAAAUAGAGAUGUAGCCAAACAGGUAAUGAAGGAACGUGGUUUAAAAAAAAUUCGUUUAGGCAUUGAAGGUUAUCCUACUUAUAAAGAAAAAAUCAAGAAGAGAGCAGGAGGACGCGCUGAAGUAAUUUAUAAUUACGUACAAAGACCAUUUAUUCAUAUGUCUUGGGAGAAAGAAGAAGCGAAAAGUCGACAUGUUGAUUUUCAAUGUGUAAAAUCAAAAUCUGUGACUAAUCUUGCUGAAGCUACAGCUGAUCCAGUAUUAGAUGCUGGUGGAAAUCCAAUAGCUAUCGCUCUUUUGCAAGCAACAGAACCAGUGCCUCAACCAGAAGUCAUAUUACCAGUCGGUCAAGAUGCUGACGUUGAAGGUGCCAUAGGUUUACCAGCUGAUCAAGAUCUUGGAUCGAUACCGCCUGAUGAAUUGCCAUGAAUAUUGAUUGUAGAUAGAAAUUAGAAUGAACAGGCAUGAAAUUCGAUUACCAAGUAUUUAUGAACUGCUUUCUUCUUGCGUCAAUUUUCAAAUUUAGUCGGACUCGCUUAUCUCACAAUUUCAUUUAAUUAAAAAGUUAAAAUUAUUGAUUUUCAAAAUAAGAUAUUUCAUCAUUCAUUCCAUUUUUAUAAAAUAAUCGAUAUUAAAAAAGUAAAAAUUGUUUGAAUAUAAUUAUGUUUUAAAUAGAAAAAUUUUUUGUGAGUUAAGCAAGUCUGAUUUUGACACAGUCAAAACAAUGUAUAGUGAAGUUAUCGCAUCUUGUGGAUGUCCAACUAAUUUAAAAAUAUCUGCUGUGACUUUUUUAAUUUUGUAUGUAACGUCACACGUUUCUCAUAAUUAUAUGUCAAAUAUGAAAUAAGAAUUCGUUUGGUAUGUAUUUGUGAAGGGUAUUCCCUUUUUAUACAAUUAAUAAAGUUGAAUACUGUUUC